GUGGCACAUUCCUGCUUCUCUGGGCAGAAGAAGGGCUUGUUUGCAAGCUCCUGCGCCUGGGAAAGGAGGCAACACCACAAUAUCACUUGAUCAGCCAGCGAGGCCACAUGACAAACAGCUGAGAGUCAUUAGGGUGGGCUGGCAGGCAGGCUGGGCUGAGGGAGGGGGGGCUACUUUGGGUGCAGCCAGACUAGGGGAGCAAAGGGGACCUUCUGAAAACCGGCUCCUUGUUGCUCUUACCUCCUCACGUGCCAGUUGGCUGCUUUCCAUGGCUCUGCUACUGGACCACAAAUUCCAUCUCUGCCUGGGGACCUGUCUGUAGGACCUGCUGGGAAGGUGGGGGCAGCUGAGCAUCUCCUGCCAAUUCCAAUCAGGUAAGGAAAGGAUUUCUUCAUUCCUCUGCUCUCCUUUCUUCUUCUUCAGCGGUUUAAACUCACGUUAUCUGUGUGCAAACUACCUCACUAAAAUUACACACCUUCAGUGAACCCGAACUUAGCUAAAUUAUUCCAGGGAAUUAGGACAAACUUCACUUACGAUACCAAUCUGCCAAAGGGGGGGGGGGAUUUCAGAUGGAUUCAGUGAAAUCCCCCUGGGUACAUUUCCUUGGAAGUCCUUUGAGCUUAGGGGGUGAAUGUGUUUAGGGUGGCAGCCCCAAGCCCUUGGGGGACGGUAGGGUGGGCUCCGUGGUUCUUUGGAGCCUGACCCAGGGCUCUGCUGUUCACAUAAUGUGUCUAAAUACUGGAGGCUUUCUUGCUGAGCUGACCCUGGGAAAGUGGGUUUCCUUUAAUUUUCAGAAAGCGCAUUUUAAUCUCUAAGCUGUGCUGCCCUAGCUUGUUCUAUAUUAACGGGGCAUGUUUAGGCCAAAGGAAGAAGUGUGAAAAAGAGAAAAGGUGCAAAUGUAUUCAGGUAGCUUUCAAACACUGAAAGGGAUUUCUGAAAAUGAGGAGGAAGAAGGUGUCUUCUUUAUGCACAACCAGGGCAUUGUGAGCUUAGCCAAGCGGGUGCUGUUCAGGUGCGUUGCACUACAACUCCCAUCGGUCCCAGCCAGCACAGCCUUUCCUUCCAUUUGCUCCUCAGCUGCAUCCAUCUCCAAAAGCUCGGGCCAAAACACAGCAUUUGGGUCAGGCAAGGCUGCCCUAAGACAUUUUGCCACCUUAGGAAAUACUGAAAAUCCUGCCCCCACCUGUAUGUAUGCAUGCCGCCAACUGACCAUACACUUUGGGCCAGAGCUGGCCCACCCAUGAGGCAAGGUGAGGCAGCUGCCUCAGGUGGCAAGAUUCACCAGGGCAGCAGACCUUGAUGUCGAUCUUCUCCCCGCAGCCCUUGUUCCUGAUAUAGAUUUUCCUUCUUCACUGGUGGGUUGGGGAGCUCCAUGAUGGGGUUUGCCUCAGGUCCCAAAAUGUCUUCCGCUGCAUCCAUAUCUGCAUGCCACCCGAGGUGCCCUGGGGAGUGAAAGGAAGAGUGCAGCAGCAGCAGGAGGACAGCGGUGGGCAUGCUGGGAUGGGCCUGAGGCGGCCACCUUCCCCCACCUCAUGGGCAGGGUGGCUGGCCCAGCGGCCAGGGCGUGUCACUCUCCCACAUGUCUUGCAAGGGCUGCUCCCCUCACUCUCUGUGGGGCCUGGGCAGGACAGCUCCCCGCCGGAUUGUGUCCUUUGCCUUUCAAGAUGGGCCAUGGAGAGCCUUGUUGCUGGGUGGCUGGCCAGUCCAGACUCAAAAGGACAUAAUGCUCUUAAUGAAGGGAAAGAGAAAAAGGCCACUUUGUUACGUGCAUUCAGCUCCCACCAACAUGAAAAGAAAUAAUUCUUUGCUCGGGGAUCAUAUGAUGCAGCCUGGAAGUUGGCGGUUUGUCAGUUGUGCGCUGGGCCAGAGGCCGGUCUUCAGCCUUGCUGCAACUGCAAGCCGGGCAACCGCAGCACAGUUGUCUGGCAGGGUUCCUCUUCCUUCAGCUCCUCUGAACUUCACGAAAGCGAAGGGGAUGUGGAGAAAGAGCUUGCGGAAUUUCUUUUUGUUCAAGCCAUCCAAAAGCGCUGAGGGCCUGUCAACCGCUUGCACUUCGGGGCUGAUUAUGGUGAAUUAAAUCAACCACAUUUAGCAGACAGAAUAAACUAUAAGGAACUCAAGCAUUUCCCAGCUCAUUUCAGGCUGUUUGGCUGGAUGUCAAGGUGAGGUGCGACCUGGAAUCGGGGAGAAGCUGCUUCGGAAGGAGAAGGUCUCCAGCUUUGAUCGCUGGAAGCAUCUCCAGUCCAAAGGCUCAGUCACAGGAGAGGCUUCUUUGCCUGAAGCUGUUAUUAUUAUUAUUAUUAUUAUUAUUAUUAUUAAUACCCCACCCGUCUGGCUGGGUUCCCCCAGCCAUUCUGAGCAGCUCUCAACAGGAGCAGGCAGGAGUCUGAAGGGUGGGCUGAGGAGGCAAGGGGGCAGGAGGAUGAUCCAGGGGUAAGGGUCAGUGAUUUGUGGGGUUCGGUGCCACCCGUGAAGCAGGGGGAAGAGGGGCAGUCGGAGAGGAGAGAAGAGGAGGUGGAGGAAGAGUUGCAGGAAGGUGAAGAGGUGGAAAAGAUUCCCACGGAGAGUUGGGGAGAAUCUCCUUUGUCCCCUGGUAUGUACAAGGACAAGGAGGGGCUAAAAGCGACAGGAGCUGCUGGAGAUGCUUUCAUGUGGUACAUCAGAAGAGGGGAGUUAAAUGUCCUGAUGGAGGCAUGGUUGUGCUGUUGCACAAACUGUUUAAGGACUCAGCUAUACAGCUGCAAAUAAAACGUUUUGAAUGUGUUGUAAAGUGCAAUAUACAGAGGGCGGGUGAUUUUGAGCCAAAGCAAAUUCAAUGCAUUUUUCAAAACGAUUUUCAAAAAAGCAUUUUCACAACGUUUUUAACUUGUGUGUAGAUUCCACCUUGGUUGGAGGACAAGUCUGAAGAUGGAGAUGCCUAUCUAGCUAUUUCGCACGAGUGGUGCAUGCAAUUCUUGCACUUUAGGAGCUGACGUAAUUGAGUGCUUUGCCAAUAAAAAACUAGACCUCCAAUCGCAUGUCCUCAUUGGGGGCUGGGUGUGCUCAGGAUAGAAGCCCCGGAGAAUCUCUGCCUGUCUAAGUAGACAAAGAUGCCCUAUAAACCUGCCUUACAGCCAGAGUUUAUGCCAAGUCUAAGAGAGGACCAAAGCCCUGGGGGAAAGGAUGGGAAGCAAACAAAACUUUUGAGCAAGGGCAGAAGCCCCUAGGACCCCCCCCCCCCAUCUCUUGUUAUAUGAGCUCAUUCAAUCCCUUAGAGUGCAAAUCCCCCUGGUUUUUGUUCACUCUGGUGAAAUUUGUAGCAAUUAUAUACAACAUUCCCUUUUGGCACAAAAAUGUUCUGUAAAGCCCUGCAUGAAAUAUCCACCCAGGCAGUUAAUAAGUGCUACCCAUUUCCUUGCUUCAGAGAUUUCUGUAUCAUUAACUGCUAACAAGUCGUUUUCAAACAUCCACAUCCAAACAGGGAACGCACUUAGAGGGUCCCCUGGGCAUUGAAGAAAAGGCACUGGUGGCUUCAGCGAUAAAAGAGCCAUCCUUUGUUGCCAGGUAAGUUGUGUCCAAGAAUUAAAGGUGAGGGAAACAACAAGGACUUUUUUCUGAGAUAAAAAGCAAAAAUCCUAGUGAGACUAAACAAAUACGACUUGUAGGCCUGGCAAUUCCCGGGCUUUUUAAAUGGACUGAAUCCCUCCAGCUAGCUGUGACUGACAGCUGCCUUAAAGGGAAACUCCCUACUAAAUCACCACCACAGGAUCCAGGGCCAAGGGCUCUUGGGCUACAGGCCUUUCUGCUCUGGAGACGCCUGGAGGGGAAGCUGAACGGGAAAACGCCUAAUGCCUGUGAUCAAACUGAUUUGACAAGAAGGAAAAACCACACUGUUUGUUUUAGUGGAGAGGCCGAUAAGCACUCAGCGAUGUCACUUCCUACACCGUCCAGUCAGAGCCUAGUGUUUCCCGGCUGCUUUUGCAGGAAACAAGCAAAAAAGCCGAAAGAGCGUGGACUAGCUAGCUGCCGCUCCAGAUUAAUCUGUGCUGUUCAGUGUGAGUUAGAGGAGUUCCAGCUCUGGCCGCCUGUGUCGCUUCCCAGGCUCUUCUCUCCAGCCAGAUCCACUGCUGGGUGAGGUGAGGAGGAGGAGGAGGAAAAGAGCACAUCCCCAGGUCUGCCACAGGUUGUCCGGCUUGCAUCUCUAUCACGGCCUUCUAGCCAUGGCAACACAGACCCAGACCAGUCGUUUGCUGCCUGAGCUUUCUUGUUACUGCAAGAGGCCAAAGCCCUUCUUGUUAUUCUUCCCCAGGGGUAGGCAGCCUAAGGCCCAUGGGCCGGAUCCGGCCCAAUCGCCUUCUCAAUCCGGCCUGUGGACGGUCCGGGAAUCAGUGUGUUUUUACAUGAGUAGAAUGUGUCCUUUUAUCUAAAAUGCAUCUCUGGGUUAUUUGUGGGGCCUGCCUGGUGUUUUUACAUGAGUAGAAUGUGUGCUUUUAUUUAAAAUGCAUCUCUGGGUUAUUUGUGGGGCACAGGAAUUCAUUCAUAUUCCCCCCCCCCCCAAAUACAGUCCGGCCCCCCACAUGGUCUGAGGGACAGUGGACCGGCCCACGGCUGAAAAAGGUUGCUGACCCCUGUUCUUCUCUGUCUCCCUUUUACGCCAGAGGAAAUCCUGGUAGGGUUCAUUUCCUCCAGACUUGACAGGAGUGGGGAGAGUGUCUCUGCUUUAAGGCCAAAGUGGAAGCAGAGCAGAGGCCUGGAGAGUCUGGGGUGGGGAGAGAAGGCAGGCUGGCCUGGUCAUGAUUGUCAAAGGCAGCCUGUCUUAGCACACUUGGGACAGUUGUCCAGCUUAGCCUUCCUUGUGGAGUUUUUUUUUGGGGGGGGCGUACAAGGAAUGGGAGAUGAGAUCCAGUCUCUUCCUUGUAACCAGAUGGGCCUCCCAUAUUUAUAGAAAAGGGCUUGGAAGCGGAUACAGUCGUACCUUGAAAGUUGAACGGAAUCCAUUCCGGAAGUCCUUUUGACUUCCAAAACGUUCAGAAACCAAAUCGCGGCUUCUGAUUGGCUGCAGGAAGCUCCUGCAGCCACUUGGAAGCCCCGUCGGACCUCCGGGUUCCAAAAGAACAUUCGCAAACAGGAACAAUCACUUUCGGGUUUGUGGCAUUGGGGAACCAAAACGUCCGAGUUCCAGGACAUUCGGGAUCCAAGGUACAACUGUACAGUGGUAUCUCGGGUUAAGUACUUAAUUCGUUCCGGAGGUCCGUUCUUAACCUGAAACUGUUCUUAACCUGAAGCACCACUUUAGCUAAUGGGGCCUCCCACUGCCACCGCGCCGCCAGAGCACGAUUUCUGUUCUCAUCCUGAAGCAAAGUUCUUAACCCGAGGUACUAUUUCUGGGUUAGCGGAGUCUGUAACCUGAAACGUAUGUAACCCGAGGUACCACUGUAUUAGCAAAUUGGCUAAGAGUAUAUUGGGUCUGUGCUGUUGCUAGGGUUGCCAGACCUCCAGGUCUGACUUGAACUCUUCAGGUUUCAAGUAUAUAUAGUUCUCAGGAGCUGGCUGCAAAUUAAAGCAUAGACACUUGGAGGGAGGUGUGUGUGGCAGGUCUGCCUUCCUCCACUCCCCUCUCCCAAUUUACCUGCAUCUUCAGGGCCCACCUUGUGACAUCACCAGGGGCUGCCCCUAGGUCUCAGGUUUGGGUCCUGAAAUCAUAGGGCAGACGGGACGUCCCUGAUUUAGAGAAGCCGUCCCAGUUUCUGAUUUGAUCCUGGAAUGUCCCACUUUUCCUUAGGAUGUCACUAUUUUCAUUGGAGAAAUGUGGGAGGGUAUGGGCAUUAUCUGGCCUCCAAGCCAACUGAAGGCAGCCCCGUAUAGGAAAGUGGUUUUUUAAAAUGUUUUAUUAUUUUUCAAUGUAUUAUUAUUUAUUUUUAUAUAUGUUGGAAGCUGCCCAGAGUGGCUGGGGCAACCCAGUGAGAUGUGUUGGGUACAAAUAGUAAAAUUAUCAUUAUGGAACAGGACGUCCCUAUUUUCAUCGGAUAAAGGUUGGAGGGUAUAUCCGGGUCUCAGUGGCUCCUGGCCUGGCAGCCAUAGUUGUUGCCCGGAACACAUUCUUUAAGCAUGGUCAAAAGGGCAGUUGUUGUGGCCAAAUGGCAGGAGAGUGAAGCCAGGACACAUGUCCCCGCCCAGUUGUCUACAACUCCCUUGAGCCCCACCCAGUUGCAGUCCAAAGCAGCAGUUCAGCGAAGGCUGUCCUAGCUGAUCUAGUGGCCUUCCUGCAGCUUUCGUGCCUGCUGACCACAUCAGGACCACGUGGCUCUGAAUCUGGCCCAUUACAAACUGUUUUCAGCAGUAGCAUUAAGGAGAGUCUUAUGCAGAAAUCUUUCAUGUUCAUGCUUUUUGGGUACGUGUGGUUUGUUUGUUUUUUGCAUGUUUUGUGUUUGCUUUAAUUAGUUAUGUUCUGUUUUCUACCGUCACCACCCCACACGUUGCCUCCAAGGUUCUUCUCAGGAAAAUGUGUACUUCCUAGCUUCCCCUUUCUCACCCAGUUGUCUAAGGCAGAAGCUGCAAGCAUUCUCUCCAGUAUCUCCUCCCUGCACCCUUCUUCCUUCUGCAAUGAGGAAGGGGGUUGUUUUAUAAAAGCAGGUGAUGGCUCUGUCUUCAGUUAACUAGUUUCACACACAGAGGAAUGGUCACCUCUCUUCUGGCUUUGUAUUUACAAGAUCCUAUUUUUGGCCACUUGAUUGCACCAACAGAAAAGAGCAAAUCCGGAAAUAGAGUAAACCUCACAGGAAUGUAGGAAAGGGCCUGGGACUCUGCCAUAUAAAAAAUCAUAAUAUUGACCCAUCUAGAUCUCCAUGUUGGCUCUUCUGACUGACAGCACUGCUCAAGUAUGGAAGCCUGAGUUUUUUUGUACCUUAAAAAAAAUAUCCUAUCAUUUAAAUGCAUUGCCUGCUUCUUGCCCCUCAGGCUCUUGGAGGCAGAUGUAAACAAGAGCCCAGACUUUGGGAGGAGGGAGCAAAGAAUCCCUGCUGCCACCAUGGCCAAGACGCACUGCGCUUUCUCUUUCUCUCUCUCUCUCAUUUGUAGAAGCCUCCUCUGGCAGCUACAACAGACGGGUCUCCGAAGGACACGCUCUGGAAAGGGUAGGUUCGCCAGGUUGCAUAUGGCUGUUAUGAAUCAAACAUGACAGACGGUGCACAGGCAGUAAGCCUCUUCCACGGAGUCAGGUGCCUUCUUAUCAGCUGGCCUUCGGAAGCAACAGUGGGGAAUACGAUAUUUUAAGCACAAGGAAGCAAAAGUUAUGGCUAAGUGCCUGGUGUGCAAGGAGUCAGACGAGCUGAUUUCUAGCGUCAGAGCAAUCCUCUUCCCUGUUAGGAAGUGCCAGUCUUCACUUGGCAUUUAAAUAAAUAAAACCCAGAUCACAAAAAAGACAGGUAAAACACACAAGGGGAAAAUGACAAUUAAUAUUAUAGUGAAUAUUACGGUAGCCAGCACAAGUUGAGAAAUACAUCCUGACCCAUCAACGCCCCCUGGUGAGUGUACCCAAACAGGAGCUGUCCUGUUGCGAACAGCUGGAGUUGGGUGGGCAUUGCUGUGAAAGGCACAGAAGCUGGGAAACAGUUUCACCUGGAUGUAAGGCAGUAAUGUAAACACUCCUUUGCUUGAUGCCUUGCGAUGGCUCCCUUGCCUUGCCACCUGUGUGCUGCAACCUUGUACCGUUUUUUUGUGUGAGGGAUGAUGAGUCUGGAAGGGGUGGGGAUCCGAGCCCCCCAGGAGAUAAAGGGCAGCUGUGUGCCUCUGUGCCCAGAUGAGGAAGGGGCUCCCUAGCCCAGCCCUGUCGCCAGCCAGCCCGCCCGAGGCACACCUGCCCCACCUGUCAAGAGAGCAAACAGGUGACACGUAAGCUGCCGGCCGGGCUGUGUGCGAAGCAGGUGGGGCCCCUCCGGCUGCUGUUCCUCCGCUAGCUGGGCUGGGGAGAAUGUGCCUUGGGCGAGAGCACGCUGCUGCUGCUGUGGUGUUGCUGUCCGAGAGGUGAGUGGCUUUCCCUUUCUGGGGCGAUGCCUGGGGUGCAGUCCAGGGGAGCAGCAGUCGGUGGGGGUGGGGACAUGGCUUGAGGCAGGUUGGUGCUGAAAGUGAUCAUUUACUUGGUCAGUUGUUAGUCAACGCCUGGGGGGGAGGGAGGGGACUCUGAGGUGCUGCUGGGGAUUCAAGCUCACUUUGAAAAGGUGGCUUUCCUGAUCCUGACCUCUGCCUUCCAGCUGUGCUGUUUUUCAGUGCAGGAACUUCCAUUUGUGUUAUUUGGAUGUAAGAAUGAGCUGCAGAGAGCCCCCAAGCAGAGGUCUGGCCUUUCCCCCCAAAGCCAGCAGCUCUCCUUCAGCAAGCAGCAAGCCACACAGCUCCACCCUGAAAGACCCGGGGUGCCCUUGGGCAGGCUAGGAACUUGGAGUCACCCCCCCAUCAUGCAUGCCUUUUAAAACGAGACUGCCUGAACUCAAGCUGUCUGCCCCAACCCAUCCAGUGUUCUCCAGAUGUUUUGGAUGAUAGUUGCUGCAGCUGCAGGAUCUGGUGUCCCAAAUAUCAGAAGAGCACCAGGUUAGGAAAGGCCUGCCUAAAGCCAGGGAUUACCGUAUUUAACGGGGUCUAACACACCAUUGAAGGGACGCGGGUGGCGCUGUGGGUUAAACCACAGAGCCUAGGAUUUGCCAAUCAGAAGGUCGGUGGUUCGAAUCCCUGCGACGGGGUGAGCUCCUGUUGCUCGGUCCCUGCUCCUGCCAACCUAACAGUUCUAAAGCACGCAGUGCAAGUAGAUAAAUAGGUACCGCUCCAGCGGGAAGGUAAACGGUGUUUCCGUGCACUGCUCUGGUUCGUCAGAAGCGGCUUAGUCAUGCUGGCCACAUGACCCAGAAGCUGUAUGUCGGCUCCCUCGGUCAAUAAAGUGAGAUGAGCGCUGCAAACCCAGAGUCGGUCACGACUGGACCUAAUGGUCAGGGGUCCCUUUACCUUUAACACACCAUUGAAUCCAAUGCGUGUCUCAAUUUUCAGAACCUUGAAACCAAAAAAAGUACCGUAAUUGCUGGCAAAUGUAAAUGUGCAUUGAAUCCUAAUGCUCACCUUAAGUUUUGCAAUGUAAUUUGGCCAAAAAAGCUGAGCAUUAGAUUUGAGUAAAUACCGUAUGUGCAACCAGCUUAACACUGGUGCAAAUUGUGUAUAGGUGCAGCAGCAGCAGCAGCACAUAGGCCAGAUGCUGAGGGGUUAAUUCUAGCCACUUUUAGCGAAAUGUUCAGGUCAGGGAGAAGCAGCAGGCAGAGCAGAGUGCUGCUGACUAUGGCUGGGACCGUUCGCCUUGCAGCUUCCCAAGAGCCAUGUUUUGUCCCUUUCUGGAAUCCCAGGUUUGGCCAUCAGUGGAAAUCUGCUUUAUGUGGCCGCUGCACACAGAGCUGGUCCAUGUGCUGGCACUGGUCCAUUCUCAGUGCAGAACUUCUUGUGCACUGCUGCAAACCCUCCCCAAUGGGAGGCUGGCUUGGCAUGUGAUGAGUCCAAUAGCAGCCUCUGCUCCUGCACAGCUCCAGUUUGCACCAUGCAGGCCUUGCAAAUGGCCACUGUGUGCUCAGAUGGUCCUGCGGGUCCUCCUUUAGUCUUAUGUGAUGCUGCUCUGAGGAUUCUGCCUGGCCAAACCCUCCCUGAAGUGGAGGCUCUUCCAGGUCUUCUUGUGCCAUCUGCACCUUGUUUAUGUCCUCCUGAAGGUAUAGAUUGCCAUACUAAUAGGCAUUCGGUGGAGUGUGUGAUGACAUUUGCAAAAAUGCUGUAGAUGGUCAUCAUGCUGACCAAAAAUCGUGCCUGGGCUUUGCUGCUGUUCUUGUGGAAGGGCUCCUGGGCUGUUCAGCUUUAACCUAAAUAGACUAAGGGUGGAGACCGCUUCUUAAAUAUUUGUGCAGGGAGGAGGAGGAGGAGGAGGAGGAUGAAGCUUAACCCUGCAGGACAACAGUAGUCUUGCUGCCUCUCUUAUCUGUGCCAACCUUCCUUGGGAGAGAUUUUCAGCUGGUUUCCUCUCAGGGAUUGUCAUGCCAAGGCAUCAGUGAGGUGCUGUCUUUUCUUUUUUCCUAAAUACAGUGGUGCCCUGCAAGACUAAUGCCUCGCAAGACGAGAAACCCGCUAGACGAAAGGGUUUUCCGUUUUUCGAUGCGCUUCGAAAGACGAAUUUCCCUAUGGGCUUGUUUCGCAAGACGAAAACAUCUUGCGAGUCUUGCGAUUUUUUUCGCUCCCCCCCCUUUUUCUAAGCCGCUAAGCCGCUAAUAGCCUUUUAGCUGCUAAGCCGCUAAGCCUUUAAUAGCCGCUAAACCACUAAACCGCUAAUAGCGCUAAUCCGCUAAUAGGGUUGCUUCGCAAGACGAAAAAACCGCUAGACGAAGAGACUCGCAGAACAGAUUAUUUUCGUCUUGCGAGGCACCACUGUAGCAUAUCUAGCCCUCAGCCUGCCUUAACAGCCCCAUCUUCCUGCUCACCCCUUUCCAUAGGUAGAACAGCUUGUUCAAUAGUAGACUAUUUUUGUAUUUUCUCAACUGCCUUGAGCGCUGUGUUCUGAAGACAGGAAGAACAGGUAGGAAUUUUAAAAAUAAAUCAUGAAAACCCGUGCAGGUUGGAAGUACAGGUCAGCACAAUUUAGCUCCGUUACCAUCAGCUGAAAACCUAUAAAAAGCACCUUGGCAUCAUUUCCCCUGACUUUAAAGUUCCUUCUUCCCAAAUCGGGCUGAAACACAGUCAAUAAGCCUAGGCCAGGCAGCCUCAUCUAUGGUAUAAUGUGAUGGGGAGAGGGAGAGAGAGAGAGAAAGUGGACCAUGUUAGGGAUGUAAAAAGGUAAAGGGGACCCCUGACCAUUAGGUCCAGUCACAGACGACUCUGGGGUUGCGUUGCUCAUCUCGCUUUAUUGGCUGAGGGAGCCGGCGUACAGCUUCCAGGUCAUGUGGCCAGCAUGACUAAGCCGCUUCUGAAACACCGUUUACCUUCCCGCCGGAGCGGUACCUAUUUAUCUACUUGCACUUUGACGUGCUUUCGAACUGCUAGGUUGGCAGGAGGUUAGGGAUGUACUGGCUCCCUAAUACCCCUUUCCAUGCAGAAGUCCAUUAAAUGGUGAGCACCAGUUGCUACUUCUUAAUAACUUUUAUCAAGUGACUUCAUCAGACAACCUGUUUAUUGAACGUUCACCCUGACUUGCCCUCCACAAAACACAUGUGGGGGUUAGACUAUAUCCCGUCUUUACUGAGCGUUUAUUCUGAUUUGUAUGUGGGGAGGUUAUACAACAGGGAGUGUUCGUCCCAAUUUGCUGUGUCUUCCCACCAAUCCUUUGUUCAUCCCACGCUUUAUAGUAUGUUUGCCGCCCACUUUCCUAACACCCCAAAGCCAGGGUUUUAUUUAAUUAAAACAAAAAGUUUGUUGUGCUAGGAUGACAGAGUGCUUUAAUCCACUUUUAUUCCCAAAAAACUAAAUUCCCAGCAUGCACUUGAAUUCCUCCUGCAAAAUACUGACAGUCUGGAGGCGAGCAAGGAUAAUACCAAGCUUAAUUACACCUUUUGUACCAAGAGUAUGCAAAGCUUGUUCUCAUGCCAACACUUUAUCUGGGGUUUUUAAAAAACCAAAUGUUACCUGGUGUGUGUGUGUAUGUGUUGGGGGUUAGGGGCUGGGGGUGGUUGACACUCAGGCCACCUGCCCCAGGCAUCUCCUGUCAUGUGUACUUGAGUCCUGUGAUGGAGUAAUUUUUCCAUGCCCAUUCAGAAAACAUUUUGACUGAAGGAGGAAUCUGAAUCAGAGUCUGGAUUUUGGCUUCUGCAGCCAUGAUGUUUUCCUUAUAUGUGUUUGGGGUGGGGUGGACAGAUGGACACCUGUGUCAUGUACAGUAUGAAGACUUUCCUGGUUCUGUGCAUGUAUGUAAACCUAUUGCAAGUUACAUCUUCCUAACAUGUUCUGCAAAGGAAUCUUGUGUGCACAGUCUUCUUCACACACAGAGCACUAUGCACUGUUCUUUUCGGGGGAAAUGUCGCAUGUGCUUAGAUUGGGCUCCAUGGAGGAGAUGCUGUGAGUCUGGACAGUUGAUAGCUGGGAUUUCAGAGAAUGCAAUAUAUAGUUACUGGAAAAUGAACGGAAAUGAAAGCUGCUCCCUUCCUCUUCCUCCCCUCCCCUCUGUCUCACCCCAAAGGCUGUCCUCAGAGUUCUCACGAUGUCUGAUGGGGACUACGAUUACCUAAUCAAAUUCUUAGCCCUGGGCGAUUCUGGUGUGGGGAAGACCAGUUUCCUUUAUCAGUACACAGAUGGCAAAUUCAAUUCAAAAUUCAUAACAACUGUUGGCAUCGACUUCCGGGAAAAGAGGGUGGUAAGUUCCCACCAUUUUCUACAUCUCCAUUUUGGGGGGAAGACUCACUUUCAGCUACCUUUCAGAAAACUGUGAUCAGAACUCAGACCUGACCCAGUUUUCCCUGAACCUGGCAGGGCGUGUGGAUUCCUGGUACUUCUUGGACAUAAACAGGUGAGAAGCAGAGAAGAAGAAGGGAUGAGGUCUGCAGGUCUGCACUUUGGUGGUGGCUAAUAUUUAUGGGGGAGUCAUCCAUUAGCUCACCCCAAGUGCAGUUUCAACUGACUUUGCAAAACGUGCUUUUUAUUUUUCACAGCCACUUGCAAAAUGCGACAGCCUUGAUUUUGCCUUUAGUGACCUUUUUAGCAGUUUGGCCAAAGGGGCCUGGGGGCCAUUUCCGAAGAGCGCCCUCUCCACAGGCCUCUUUCAGUGGUGCUCUUCUACAACCACCUCCUUCUGUCCUUGCAGGCCUGGUGGCAGACAGCAUGGUCUAGUGAACCAAAACAAGUUUCCCUUUUAGUUUCAAGGAAUGAGAACAAUCUGGGGAAGGGGCCAUUUCCAUCCCCAUUUCUGAGACCAGACUCCAGUCCAGUCAACGUAGAUUUCCUGCUGCCACCACCAUCCGCCUCCCUCCAGCUUCUACCCACCCACCUGUGCAGUUCUGCCGGUUAUAGAAGCAGCAGUCUCUAGGAAAGGGCCUGGGGCUUUUGUUUGCAAGGAAGACGGUGGGUUUGGUCAGCUCAUUCUGUAGCAGAACAACCCAUGAGAUUCCCUGUAACUCCCACAAGAAGUGGUGGACUCUCCUUCCGUGGAGGUUUUUCAGCAGAGGUUGGAUGGUCCCCUGUCAUGGAUGAUCUAGCUGAGAGUCCUGCAUUGCAGGGGGUUAGACUAGAUGACCCUCAAGGUACCUUGUAGCUCUAUAAUUCUAUGAUUCAGUGGUUUCACCACAUUGCUUCAUGCAAACAGUCUGGCCCUAAUAACUUCAAACUCCUCUGUAAUUUCAAAGCCACUUGUUCCUGCCCAGCCGUGGGCCUCAAAGGGCUUAUCCACUCUUCCUCUUGUCCUGCAAUCCCCCCCCCCUCCCGGAAAAACGUUCUUUAGCUCUCAGUCGGAGCAAAUGGCAAUUCAGGUUUUCUCUGGAUGAAUGUUUGCUUCAAUUUAGAGAGAGAGUCAGUUUUCCCUGGGAAAGGAGCAGGGCAAGGGGAAAACUGCUCGGACCCUUGCUUUCUAGGCAUGGGACAAGCGCAAGUCUGGAUGAGCCCAAAGUCAGCUGGGCCCUCCUGCUGUUCUGACCUUCUGAUUGUCUCAGCCAUUCCCCAGCCCACCUGGGAGCAAUGAGAUUGCAUCAUCCUACUAAGCUGGGCAGCACAAACUGCAUUAAAAUAAAAGAGAGCUGCUGGGAAUGAGAAAAUUAGGCAUGCAGAAAUCUGUUUGUUUUUCUUGAAGCCUCGUCUGCUGUCAUUGUUAGAACAAGCUUCCUGGAAGUCCCUUUCCAGGCUGCUGCUGCUGCCCUUUGACUUCUUUUCUGUCCCCAACAGAAGCAGAAGUAGCUAUCUCCUUUCCACGUACCUCUUCCUGCUGCAGCCUCUGCCUGCCUGGUUUUCCAUAUAUUAAUAUCCCGUCCCUGCCUAUAAUGAGAUCAGUUUGACACUGUCCGGGAGCCUCCCUUUCCUGCUUGCUGCUAGCAAUCAAUGCCAGCCUGCCAGGAGAAAAGGUGCAGCUAAAUUGCCAGUGUCUUUCUUAUCUGAUUGUACUUUUUGCAGUUACACUGAAAUCUAAGCAAUCAAAAUCAGGUUCCACACGUUUUGGAUUUAUUUACUACCCAGCCACCAUUUGCAGUCACCACUGAUGGCUCCAUUUGUGUGCCCAAAAACAUGGGGCGGCAUGUGUGUGUGGAGUGGGGCACCUCUAAUGUCUACCGCUUAAAUGUUUUGUGAUUAAGCAACCUAUGAAUCUUUCUAAAUACAGAGAUAUUGCACUGGGCAUUGGAGCAGGAGGAAGAAGCUGUAUCAGGUCUCCUGGAUGCUACUUCUGCCGGCUCCACAGUGCCUGACAUUAGAAAGCAGCCCCCUCUUUGGAAAUGGGGUUGAAGGGGUCUCCCUGCUUUCACUUGGCUUUGGGGCAGGGGCUUGCCUGUUCCAAAGCCCAGUGUGAUUGGAGGAGCUCCUCCUCUGCUCUCCUUCCCAGGGUUUGGGGCAUGGAUUCCUGGGUUCUCGAAUCGCAGCAAGCAGAAACUCUAUACAGAUGGCAAGCGGAUUUGCAGAGGCCUGAGUAACAACAUUUCCUAACGAAAACUUCCAGCCGUUUCUGAACGAUCAUCAUUCAGAAAUAUGCACUGGAAGUGUUUUCAGUCGUGAAUUCUUCCAAAGGCUUAUGCUGCUCCACACCAGGAUUGAAAUCUUCUGAAAACAGCCUGGAAACUGACCAAGCCCACGAGGAGGCCAACUGGGCUUAUUUGGGUUUGGCAGCUUGAGUUUUGGACCCUGCAGAAACCCUCACAACAACAGCAGCAGCAGCUCCUGGGGAACAAUAUUAAAAUAUUGUAUUCAUUGUAUUUCCUCUCCUAAAUUAAAUCCAAUUACUGACAGCAGAUAAAGCAGACCAUAGGUGCAAGCAGCCCAGGAGCAGAGCCACAAAAGCCAGUUCGAUACCUGACUCUAAGCCCACAGCCCAGGCUUCCCGAAGACUGAAGGUGUGGGGGCCUCUUUGUGGAGGGAGAUCCCCAGAGACGCUAGUUGGAGGUACUCGUCCAAUGUCAUGCCUUUUUUAAACAGGUGUACCGAUCAAAUGGGCCGGAUGGCAUUAGUGGUCGAGGACAAAGAAUACAUCUCCAACUGUGGGACACAGCGGGGCAAGAAAGGUAAGGGAUACAAAGAAGAAAUAGAGCCAGACUGAAAAUGUAAGAAUUUCAGAAAAUCCUUCCAGUUGAGCAUCCUUUUCUUGCAGUGGCCAAUAGCUCUCUCUGACUUUGGGUCCCCCCCUGCAUCAACUGGGAAGGCUGUAGCCUCUGCCCCUGCAGAUGAGAUGUGCCCCCCUGAGCACAAGUAGCUCCUGACCACCUCCAUUCAUUUUUCUAAUCACAUUCAUUUCAUUCAUUUUCCUAAUCUCCCUUUAAAGUCAUCCAUGUUUGUGGCCCUCACUGCAUCCUAUGUAUAUGUUUCAUUGCUGACAUUUUUAUUGUUGCUUUGAGAUGUUUCUUAGGAAGUGAAUCUUAAAUGAAAUGAAAUAAAUAAAUAAAACAAAUCAACUUGUAGGAGCAAAUUCCAGAAUUGAAUCAUGAGCUGCUUCCUUUUCUCUGCCCUGGAUCUCCCAUCAGUCAACAGAAACAAAUGAUUCUGAGGUCUAAUAUUAUGAAGGGGAAGAAAAACAUCUGCCUCUAUUCCUUUCUCCACAUUAUCCAUCAUUUUAAACACCUCUAAGCUCGCCCCCCCCUCAGUAAGUUGUCCUUUAUCCUAACUUGACCUCUGUGGCAGCUUUUCUUCUGUUGCUGACAAUUGGCCAAAAGGCCUUUGCUAAGAGGUGUUUUGAGACACUAAAGCCCUUCCCCAAGAGUCCCUCUGUUCCUUUCAGAUUACUUCAGACUUGGACCAUAGUAAUUAUAUCAAGAAUUCUGGCUCCUUUGAAGUCAGUGGUAAAAUGCUUCAGACUAAUAGCUUACCUUAUUGCAGGUUAUUGUUUAUUCUUGGCUAAAAGAAUAUCUUUGCUUUUCGUCCUUGCAGGUUUCGUAGCUUGACGACCGCCUUCUUCCGAGAUGCAAUGGGCUUCCUUCUCCUCUUUGAUUUGACCAACGAGCAAAGUUUCCUCAACAUCAGAAACUGGAUGAGUAAGAGGCUGUCUUCCCGCACUCCCCAUUGGGCGGCUGCCUUUUCCCAGUAUGACCCCUGUGGGUGUGGGGCUGUAGAGAGAGAUGGGCCCAUAAUUCACCCUGGCCCUGCAGCCAGUGGGGAACACCCCAAAAGUCAGCAUGGAACCAGUCUGGAUCCAUUAUUUUGUGCCAUUAACAAAAUGUGGGCCUGUAGGGAUUUCUUCUUCUUCAACAGCCCUAUAGGAAGCAAUGAGCCACUGAGGCACAAGUGGGCACACGUCCAGGAGGAAGAAUAAUGCCCCCCGGUUGGUAGUGUCUGCCCCCAACCCUGAUCACCUUCCCCACAGUUGUCCCCUUAGCGUGCAAGGCUGAAUCCAAAGCAGCAGUCUUUUGGUUUUCUGUGGGCGUGUAUUUUCAAACAGUGUUCUUAACGUGAACCAUCCGUGAAGGUGGCAAAAGAUGAAAAGUCCUGGUAAACAAAGCCUUUUCUUUCUGCUGCCCAAGCAAAGCUUGGAGGCAGAUGCUGUCUUGGCUGGGGACAUGCCACAGCUGUCCUCCGUGGCAUUUAAUUUCAUUGUACACAGGUUGUACAUUGACAAUAAAGGUAUUAUGAUUAAUUGGGUUCCUGUGGUGGGCAGGGCAGGUUUUUUUGUAAGAGGCAUGUCAUGCCCCAGCCUCAGAUUUCUGUCUGGGGUCUGUCUGUCCCCACCUGCACAGGAACCUCCAGAGGCAUUUUUCUGACUUUCUCAGCUGAACAGCUUUCAUUCCUCCACCCUGGCGAAGGGUGAAGAGGCCCUCGCCCUCGCUGCCUCCCGGCUGCCCUCUGAAUCGCUUCCCUUUGCAUUGUUGGGUCCUGUGGGUGCAGCAGCAGCACCCAAUGCAUUUGCUUGGGGUCCUGGAGAGGAGGGUGGUCGCUGCAUCCAUGGACUCAUGUCCCCCUCUACUAGCACCAAGCCUGGCCCAGAUUCACAAGGGUGACAGGCUGAAUUCUUGCAUGGGAGCAACAGGACACCUUCGGGUGCCCAUGGAGGGGACUGGGUGUGUGACAGUCACAGGUAGGGAGAAUUCACCGUAAUGUAAGAAUGGAGGGAUCUGUGCAGGAAGGCCAUAGAGUGCUCUGCUUUCGCCACUUCUCUGGCUGUUGUAGCAACUGAGCCUGGCAUUUCCCUUUUCCUGUUACUGUUAGGCCAGUUGCAAACCCACGCCUAUUGUGAAAACCCCGAUGUGGUCCUGUGCGGAAACAAAAGCGACCUGGAAGAGCAGCGGGUGGUGAAAGAAGAGGACGCAAAGGAACUUGCAGAGAAGCAUGGGCAAGUCACAUCCUCCCCGUCAUUCUUGCGGUUUGGGCAGAGCGGUGGCUGCCUCCAGGGGAGGCUGGAGGGAGCUCCUCUAAGGAGCUGCUUAACAGAAAAACUGGUGACCUGGUACUCCUCAGGGAGAUGGAAAUAAUCCUUCAGAGCCCAGGAUCCUUCCUCAGUCCCUUUGCCCCCACCCUCCACUGCCUUUUUUUCUUUUCAGGGCAUCUGCACAGGUAUUCCUGUAUCUUUGUGUGCACACCUUAAAAAACAACUCCUCCUCCCAGGAAGUGCGCAAGAGCAAACUUUACCCACCUUAGUUUUCAUGUUUCAUUUGGGGAAAUGGAAUCUUGUUGGGGGCGGUGGUGUCACGAUCUAUUUCCAUGUGUUGUUUUAAUUUUUUAAUACGGAGGUCUUGUGCAAGAGUGAUAUUUACCUGACUGAGCCUUGCACAAGAGUGAUAAAGAAGCUAUUGUUUUAUUUUAUUUUAAUUUUAAAUAUUGUGGCAGCCCUUGAUGCUCCAGGAGGGUGAGUGUUGGUGGGGGAACCCCCGAAGACAUUAGGAGAAAACUCUUCCUGGUGCCAGAGAGUCCCACCCCAUUGACUGGGGAUUCAUUGCAGGCGAAAGGAAGGAUGGUUCCGUGAGGAAGACCCUCCCCUCCACCUCCAGUGUUCAUCCUGAACACCAGUUGCUGGGGGGAUGACAGCAGUGGGAGACCCGGGUGAAAGAAAGCCUAGUUUCACCCCUGCCUUGGGGCACUGAGCAGAACUGGGAGCAAGCUGGCUCCUCCUUCCCGUGGAGGGGUAGGUCUGGGUGGGAGCCCAGUGGACUCUGCCAGUCUUGUUGGCAAUUGUGCAGGGAAUGCGGUGCCAGACGCUCCUGCUCUCCACUCCCAAGUAAGGGAGGUGAACCCAAAGGUCAGACUCUGGCCUGCAUGAAUGGACUGUUUGGUAUAGAAAUUGCAGCCAAGUGAAAAAGUAGCAAGGAAGUGGCCUGCAAAAACAGCCACCUCUUGAGCACCACCAGCUGGAGAAUAUGAGGACCUGCUUUUGCCCAGUCCUCCUGCAGAAGACGGUCAUCCUCCUGCCCUUUGAAAAGCCCUGUUUAUUCAGCAGCGUUUGUCCUGAUUUACUUGCUCAAAACUUACAUGGAGGUUAGAUUAUUGCACAUUUAUUCUGAUCUGCUUGUGUUUAUAUGCCCUCCCAUUGUUCACCCCCCACUUUUCAUCCUCUCGCUUUCUGAGGUCAGAUUCUUUUUUAAAGUGGAGUUGUUGUGCUAGGGCAACAGGGAGCUCUAAUUCACUUAUAGCCGGGCAAAGCUAAAGUUCUGGUAUCCUUCCUGCGAAAGAGUGACUGUCCAGAAUCAGCCCUUGUGACUGCUUCCGAUAAAAAUUGUGUUCUGAGAAGCCAAGCAGGCCUUAAUUCUCCUUUCCUUCCUGAGAGCCGCCAUUAUCUCAGAAUGGCACAGCUCCGCAGAGUAAACCUUUCUGAUGCCUUCUUUCCAGGAUCCCUUAUUUUGAAACGAGUGCUGCCAAUGGGGCCAACGUGAGCAAGGCCAUUGAGACGCUUCUGGACCUCAUCAUGAAGCGAAUGGAACGGUGUGUGGACAAGUCCUGGAUCCCAGAAGGGGUAGUGCAGCCUAAUGGGCACAGCUCCACAGAGCAGCUCAGUGAGGAAAAAGAGAAAAGCAAGUGUAGCUGCUGAUCGCUAGAGACGUGACUGCGACAUUUUAAAUUAAGCUAUGAUGAUAUUAUGGCUGAAGCUUAAUAUGAAUAAUUUUUGGACCACCUUCUCUAUAUGUAGAUGUAGAUGUGUGAUGAUCAGCUCUGCUGAGCACCAGUUUACUAUCAAACAACACCAACUUGUGCUUUGCAGCCGUUUCCCUUUAUUAGUUACUAGCUAGGCUGGCCUAAGUUUUCAGGAUUUAGACUGGCUGCUUAACAGCAAGUGCUGUUUCCUCUAAGGACCUAAAUUCCCUUGUUGCAACAACAGAAAUGGGUGGGUGGGCUGAAUUGGCCAGAGGAAGCAAGUAAUUUGUUCUUCGUUGCUGGAAAUGUUCUGCAUUUUAAUGCGUUAAAAAUAGAUAAAUAAAUCCUUUGUUAUCAAUAAUAGGGAACCGGCAUCCCAUCUCCACCUCCGGAUGUUGCUAGGCCAACAGUUCCCAUCAUCCCUGACUCUGCUGUUGAGGCUGAUGGGCACUGCAGUCCAGCAACAUCUGAAGGACAACUGCUCCCCUAUCUGUGGUUUUUAGAGACAUCAAGCUGGCCCUUGGACCAAACCCUGCCACCUUUCAGAGUUAGUACUGCUAGAAUCCAGAUGUGCUAUCCUGCCUAAGUAGGUGGAGCAAGAGUAUGUUGCAUGUAUACGGAUGCAGAAGUGUCAUAUGUAAAUUUUCUUGUUUUGACAGGAAUAGAGGGCAAGCUAAUGCUUUGUGCUAAAUUUCUUUGUUUGGAAAAAGUCUCCUUCACAAUCGGACCGAAAAUAUUAUUACUGACUCUUCUGGCGAGGCCUUACCCUGUUAAACUCUUGGCUUAUACACCUGCCGUCUCUGUUUUCUUUGCUCCGGUAGAAUCCAGACUCAUUUGCUGUGAUUCUGCAGCUUGCCUGCUUUCGCUGAUGCGUGUAAUCAAAUGGUCUAGAUCAGUUUAUUUAUUCUCGGGCAGAAUCAGUACUUUGAACGGGGCUUAGAGCCUCCUGGGAGCACCUCCUGCAUGUGCUUGAAGGGGAUGAGAACAACACCAGAAGAGGGGAGGGGGCUUUGCUGUUUGCUUGUGCAAAGUGGGGGUGCAGAGUUACCAACUUUGUCUUACCAUGCCAUGCCACUGAACAAUCUUCUGAGCACCUACAUUUUUCCAACACCUUUUAAAACAUCUCGCUCAAAAGUCUUAACAAAGUCUUAUUCAGUCUCUGCACACUUAAGUCCCUGCCUCUAUUCCAUUGCCGGACUUGAAGCUAGCAGCCCUUAGCCAUGUUUGGGUGUGUCUGUGUGUCAGAUGGUCCCAACGCAUACAAGCAAAGCAUUCCACAGCAUCUUCCCUGAUGCACCAGCCCUGCCCACCCACCAAACUGCCUAACUGGUUGGUUGUAAAACCUGAGCAUUAAAUGUGACUUGCUGUUCACCACUGAGGCCCAGAUGCUUGGAGAUAAUAAACAAAAUAAGAAACCCUUACGUGUUUGUGCAACGUGCUCUGCUGGGCUGUCACCCUGAUGUUGACAAAAUAGCACCCAAAAAUCUAUUUAUGUGAACACCCUGGAUAUUUUGUUGACCACGUGCUGCAGGUCAAAACCUGCCCUGCCAAAUACAGUUUUAAUAAGAAAAUCUGAAUGUAUUAAAAGGAUACAGUAGUAGCAGUUGGGUAAACUGUGAACAUGCUUACAUCCAGAAAUGCAUUCCAGGGGAUUAAGGGGAGCUGUUAAGUGUUCUGAGAAAUUUGCUGUGCUGUUUUAAAACCCACCUCAUGCUCAGGCCUCAAGAUGGGACAUUCAAGUUUGUGUUGGGGCCUGGGGUGGGGGUAUGAAAAUAUUGGCUCAAAUGUCUGUCAAUGCCUGAGACACACAAUUGACUGGAGGCUUUUUGCUCAUUAGAAGUGCCUUUGAAAGGACCCAGGACUAGCAAAAGAGCCAGUAUUUUUUUAAACAAAGGAGAAAUACAACUUCACUUUGUGGAGGAAUGUCCUGGAACUCUGCCACCUGUACACUAAGGCUAAAAUCACGCAGCGGAAAUGGCAGGGAUGCAUUUUUCUGAAACCAGAGGUGUGUUUUAGAUUUGAUACAAAAGGCUGAAACAGCCAUAUUUUUUGACCCGCAUGCUGUAUUUAUCGAACUGUAUAAAUGGAAAAUUUAUAACUGCCAUAUACUGCCAUGAAGAGGUAUCUCUAUUAAAAAUGAAUUAUAGCCGUGGCCUGCAUCUUUGACUUAUUUGUAGCCGGGAUAAGAAAUCUGUGCAGAAUGAUUCAGAAGUUGCACCGGAGACGUUUACGCAUCGCUGCUCAUAAAUGUGCUGCACCGAAGAGUCAGCAAUGAUAACGGGAGUUCUCCGGUGCCCGUUUCCGCACCUCAAGAUCCUCCAUCAUUAGAGAAGACCCUGAAAUAACUGGAGAGAAAGAAGGGGAAGGCAAUUAAGAGCCAAGU
Messenger RNA from Podarcis lilfordi (Lilford's wall lizard), 21544 nucleotides. The record is from the annotation of a GenBank genome assembly. NCBI's taxonomy places the organism in Eukaryota, Metazoa, Chordata, Lepidosauria, Squamata, Lacertidae.